AAGCAACCGCAGCCCAAAGUAGACCACCCUUCGGAUCCGGGAGAGAAAGCUAGAGAGCCGAAGGUCCCCGAGCCGGCUGAAUGGGUAUCCGGCUGCGGUUCCACUUGCUCCCGAAGUCUUUGAGGGUGGAAUACGAGCGACGGUUACUAGGCAGGGCCAUGUUUUGUGGGUUGUCCCUGGCAACCCCGGCUCGAGUCCGUUUGGGGACCACGCGGAUUAAUCGUAUAUCCUGCUAGAGCCAAUGGACAACACAAUGGACGAGCCGGUCAUCAAUCAGUCAGGUGAGAGUGCAGCGGAGGAGAAGGAGGAGGAGGAGCCCCUGAGGGGCUUCCUGGAGGAGAUCAACUGCCCGGAACCAGGCAUCAUAGAUCGCCAAAUGAUAGAAACCGCCUUUUUGGAGGAGGGUCAAAAGGGAGAGGCAAGGCGUCUCCACCAACUAGAACCAGUCGUCUAUGAUCGCAUCACCACCAUGCGCUUAGAAUUCAAGAACAUCCUGCGGAUUGAUCACCUUUGGAUGAUGCCCAAUCUUACUAAGCUCUGCUUGAACUGCAACAAAAUCGAAGUCAUCGAGCAUCUGGAAAUGCUAACUGCCCUCAAAGAUCUAAAUCUCAGCUUUAACUACAUCACACGGAUUGAGAACCUGGAAACACUGGUCAACUUGGAAAAACUUUCCCUAUUUAGCAAUCGUAUCCGGAGAAUCGAGAACAUACAAACAUUGGAGAAUCUCGUUAUUCUCAGCAUUGGCAACAAUCUCAUCGACACGGUAGAUGGGAUUGAACGGUUACGUUUUGUGAGCAGCCUUAAAGUGCUCAACCUAGAGGGUAAUCCCAUUGCUAAGCUGCCGGAUUUCCCACUUUCCCUCUAUGUAACUGCCAUCCUGCCCCAGUUGAACUACUACGAAUACGUUUUUAUCAAGGCAGAAGUGAGGGAGGAGGCCCAAAAGCGUUUCUAUCGCGAGUUGCGCGAAAUCGAGGACAAACAGGAGCGCGAAAUCCAAGGCUUGGAAACGGAGGCACGGGAAAUGGCCGAAGCUGACAGGCUGGCCUCGAGUUUUGUGGAGCAUCUGGAUGGUCAGCAGCUGUACGAGUCCUUGUGGCGAGACGACGAGGACGGUCGCAUCCUGAUGUUGGUGGGGGCACAAGCACAGGAGCUCUAUGAGGAGUAUUCCAAGGAUGUGCACGAGCUCACCCAGCAGAUCUACCGCCUGGGCUUGGAGCGCUACGGUGAGCGGGAUGAAGAGAUUCGCGACUUCAAGGCCAGCCUGCAUGAAGGACAGGAGGAGCUGCAAGCCCAGGGACAACGACAAAUCGAGAAGUUCCUCCAAUACAAGGAACAAACUUUCGACCAGAUGCGGCUGAAAUGGAGAGAACUGGACCAACGCGACGAAGACUUGGAGGAUUUACAAGCCCAGUUGGAUACCCUGAAUGCCAAUUUUGAGGAUGCCCUGAACGAGAUGUGGGAAAGUCUUAUGGCUCAGGAGCUUCAUCUCCACGAGGCUGUUGAGGAUUCCACGCUGAAUUUCAAUCGCACGAUUUCGGAGCUAAUGGCCAGCUUCGUGGAGCAGGCUCAAGUGAUCUUCCAGCAGCUGCGAGAUCUUUGCAGUCACUUUGCCGACAACAUGACGGAGAUUGUGACCCACUUCCUCUCCAGCAAGCUUAGUCGCAAUGAGCAAAGCGCCAUUCCCAAAGAGCUGAGAAAGUGUGUGGAUGAUCGCGAGGCAGUCCUUCAGCUAGUGGAAAGCAUGAGGGCAUCCCAUACUUCGCGGGUGGAUGAGCGCGAGGAUCGCAUGGCUCAACGCAGCAGGGAGUUUAUAGAUGACAUGAUGUUGAAGCUUGAAAACAAAGAAGUAGACCGACAUCGUGCCAAGAUUCUAGAGAUCAACUCAUUUAUGGAAAUGAUGACAGAGGCUUUGGCCAACCUGCCGGAGGAAUUGCACCGGGAAGCCCCUUCGGAUUAA
Messenger RNA from Drosophila rhopaloa, 1957 nucleotides. RefSeq names its product dynein regulatory complex subunit 3 (gene TbCMF46). Gene Ontology annotation, molecular function: protein binding. The record is from RefSeq and is a predicted model, not a curated record. The coding region runs from base 242 to 1957 and encodes 571 amino acids. The transcript is spliced from 6 exons. Lineage: Eukaryota; Metazoa; Arthropoda; Insecta; Diptera; Drosophilidae.